AUAACCUCUCCACUUGGCACUCGGUCCAAAUUACUGAACACGACUCCCAAACUACCAGUGUGCAGACUUCAACAUGGCAAGUGUCCGGCUGCUGGUGCUUUUGAAUAGUUUCUUUAUGUCUGGUCUUUCUAUGGAUCUCCAACUUAUCAAAGUGAACCCUAAACAAGCCAUCAUGGGUGUAUUUGAAGUUACCCUGGGAAAUAAAUAUGCCUUGAAUGCAUCGGCUGCCCGUAUUGUUUGUGACCAUCUAGGCGUGACUAUCGCGAGCAAAGCACAGGUAACGGAGGCCCAGAAACAUGGUCUGGAAACAUGCAGGUAUGGGUGGGUAGAUGAGCAAAUUGCUGUUGUUCCAAGAGUUCAUGUUAGCACAAUCUGUGGCAAAGGUAAAGACGGAGUUGUCGUGUGGCGAACAAACCUCAAUAUACUAUUUGAUGUCUUUUGCUUCAAUUUAACAGAUUUUGAGAUCCAGGCUGCCAUGGCCGCAGACCAAAAGAGCACAGAGAUGCCAAAAACAAGCACUGAAUCUUCAGCAUCAUCUCCACCCGGUUUCUUCUCUACUGCACACAAUCUCUCAUUUAAUAACAUAGAGGAGAAACAUUUGCUUCUUAGUGAUACACAUUCAGUCGGUGCUGUCCCAGUUGCUCUUCUGAUCACGGUCGCCUCUGUUGUUCUGCUGGCUGUCAUUCUCGCACUUUACUAUUUUAAAAUGAACAAAACCUGCCCGACAUUCUGGGAUGUUGAGCAGCGACAAGAGGACAUUGAGACGGAGGUUUUGGAGCACUACAGUAAAAAAGACCUGCAGAGACCACAUGAGGAGAUAGAAGAGAAAGAAAACAACAACAAUAACCACAAGACUGACCAAGAAUGAAACUGAUGAUUUAAUUUAAAGGGGCCAUGGCAUGAAAAUCUGACUUUUUCCAUGUUUAAGUGCUAUGAUUGGGUCCCCAGUGGUUCUAUCAACCUAGAAAAUGUGAAAAAGAUAAACCCAAUAACUUAGUUUUGGUAAACCAUUCUCUACAAGCACAUGAAAAAUAGGUUGUUGAAAUUUGGCUCUCCUUAUGAUGUCAUAAGGAGCUCUUAUUAUAAUAAUACCGCCCCUUAAUCUGCACUAUCCAACCACAGCACCGCCAUUUAGUGCAGAGAAAAACCCAAUUGAGUUUUAAUUUCAAUGAACCACCAUCAUUGUCAUCACUGUUUAAAUUUCAUCAGCUCAUUUGCAUUUUAAAGGACACACCCAUUUUUGCACACACCUACAAAGUGGCAAUUUUAACAUGCUAUAAUACAUUAUUUAUAUGGUAUUUUAAAACCUGACAUAUGUGCUCUGGGGACACCAAAGAUUUAUUUGAUAUCUUAAAAAAGUCUUGUGCCAUGGCCCCUUUAACAAAACACUAUGGGAUGCCUGAGAGUCGACUGUUGCCUGUGUGUGCCACAAUGCUGAAGUUAUGUAACGAAAUGCAAACGUGUGUAUUUAUAUGUGAACUGUGACUAAUUAUUUUAUAACUUUAAAUAUUUUUUCACCUUUUACUAAUUUUUUUAGCUAUUUAAUGAAAAUGCAUUGUUCUAUGUAAUUAGAAAUGUUUUUUUUUCAUGUUGUGAGGAAAGUUGUUGUGUGGCUUGAGUAGUUUUAUAGCUUUGUACAUUUUUAUUGUAGAUUUGAAUUUAGUUUUUUGUGGUCACCCUAAUUCUCUAAAAUAAAUGUUAUUUUUAUAUUCA
Messenger RNA from Misgurnus anguillicaudatus (oriental weatherfish), 1713 nucleotides. RefSeq names its product lymphatic vessel endothelial hyaluronic receptor 1a (gene lyve1a). Gene Ontology annotation, biological process: cell adhesion. Gene Ontology annotation, cellular component: plasma membrane. Lineage: Eukaryota; Metazoa; Chordata; Actinopteri; Cypriniformes; Cobitidae. The record is from RefSeq and is a predicted model, not a curated record. Gene Ontology annotation, molecular function: hyaluronic acid binding; transmembrane signaling receptor activity.